This is a messenger RNA of Ogataea haglerorum, 537 nucleotides long. RefSeq lists its product as uncharacterized. NCBI's taxonomy places the organism in Eukaryota, Fungi, Ascomycota, Pichiomycetes, Pichiales, Pichiaceae. Bases 1 to 537 code for a protein of 178 amino acids. The transcript has 2 exons. The record is from RefSeq and is a predicted model, not a curated record.
AUGAUUCUCCAUGAAACCUCGUUACGUCUUUGGAAAAAGCGCUCAACAUCUCUAGCCAAUGCCGUGAAAAUGGAGGACUUCUUGCUCGAUGCCUUCACAAAGUACUGCGAAGACAAUAGCACAGAGGACCUUCUAAUCCAAGAUCUCAAGCCGUUCUUCAAACAAUACUUGCGCAUUUCCGAUAGACUCCUCCACUUCCUGCAACCGAACGAUUUUAUUCUUACAGGUACCACCGAGGUUGUUGAUUUUGAACGCUAUCUGUAUCAAGGUGGAUUAUUUUUGAUUCUGAACCAAAAUUUGGAUUUGAUCCAGGACAACUGGAAACUCGUUUUGAGGAGUCUCGGACGCAGGCCCAGUUAUGAAGAGCGCUUGACCUUCCCAGAUGUGCAAAAGCUGGCUGCGUCGUUAAACCAAGACACGCCACAGAGUACAGUGGCAGAUAUGCUUACUCUACAAGGAGACAAACAGUAUAUCGAUUUCUUUGACUUUGCAUUGAUACUAGGACGCGUGGGGGAACUAAAUAUGAAAUGGGAUUGA